Messenger RNA from Mizuhopecten yessoensis (Yesso scallop), 4477 nucleotides. RefSeq lists its product as uncharacterized. Bases 73 to 3681 code for a protein of 1202 amino acids. The record is from RefSeq and is a predicted model, not a curated record. The transcript has 22 exons. Gene Ontology annotation, cellular component: signaling receptor complex. Gene Ontology annotation, biological process: multicellular organism development; protein phosphorylation; positive regulation of kinase activity. Gene Ontology annotation, molecular function: protein binding; transmembrane receptor protein tyrosine kinase activity; ATP binding. Lineage: Eukaryota; Metazoa; Mollusca; Bivalvia; Pectinida; Pectinidae.
AGUGAUUCGGCUAUUGAUUGUAGUUGAGGUGUAACACAUCGUCGGCGGUACAUACAUCACCUGAAGACCACUAUGGAACCCCGUUUUGUAUUUACCCUUCUUGUAGCAUGUUUCAUCACUGAUACUUGCCAAGGGAACACAUGCUAUUUCCAGAAGACACUUUACAAAUGGGGAAGCACAAAAGUUGGAUGGUGGGGCAGAAAAAGUGUAAGAAGGGUUUACUAUUCACAAGGUUCACGCUGUUGUACUGGGUACACCGGGCCAUCUUGUAGAACUCCUAUUUGCAAUCCUCCUUGUAUUGGUGGUACCUGUGUGUCACCUAAUAGGUGUCAAUGCGACAACGCUCAUACAGGAAGUACCUGUCAAACAGUUGUAUGUUCUCACCUGAAACCUUGCUUCCCCGGGGUUUGCACGUAUCCUCACAACUGUAGAUGUCAGUCUGGUUUCACGGGCACCACUUGUCUAACAUUGCAAGCUUCUCAAACACCACAUCUCCUUCGCACCAGCACAUACCUCGUCAAUCAGGAAAGGACGAGUGGUAAAGUGUUCGCCAGAUUCCUGUCCGAUUCCACAGCACCAAACACUAGUUAUACAGAUACAAUUUGGUUGAUGAAGCAUGAUUUCAAUAUCAUCAACAUCUACUUCGAAUCAAUGUACAAUCAUCCCUUGCUGGAAGAGAACGGCAAUUACAUUGAAAAUUCCAGCUUUGGGAUAGUUGACGGGCGAGCUCGUUUGACACUUACAAAAAUUCAGCACCAAGGAUCCUCUACGUCAUAUAGCCACCAAAAGAACUACACCUGUCCACACAACCCCAAUACAGCUAAACCUCAAGAAGGUGUCUUUAAAUGCAACAUAACUGAUACUGAUUUUGACUGGUUGUUAGAAAAUGGAGAUAUUAUGGUGGCUACGGUAUCAACACAGAGUGGGGGAUUCCGAGCUCUCCGGUUUCUAGAUACACACUACCGAAACGACUUAUAUAAAACUCAGACGGCAACAAAACACAUGCAGUUCAUGUUCGACUACCACCCACCUUACCACUGUUUGGAAACGAAAACAUGUUCAAGACAACAACAGCCGCUUUUAAUUAGUAAUGAUAUAUCAAAGGGACCUGUAACCAUAUCAUGGGACGGAUGGAAUGACACUUUAUCGGGUGUCCACAUCUACACUGUACAGGUGUAUCCUUUAAAACCAGACAGAACAGGCGACCUGACCGAGGUCAAUCCCAGCAGCCCUAUCUACUACUUGACUAAUUUGACUAUAACCUCGAACCUAACAUACCUACCACCUUCUUCUGGAAUGUAUUCCGUUCUGUUGGAGGUAGGAGAUAAAGCUAACAACACCAAGUACAGCCGGAGGACGCUGCUGUUUGACAACGAAUCUAACGUCACCAUGACAGCCAAUCCUAUAACGGUAGAGGGCGCUGUAGGAAACACAAACAGUAGCUGGAUAGAUAAUUUAGACGAACUGGUAGUCGUAAACUGGCAUGGUCAUUUUGAAAACAAAAUACAUGAAGAUUUCCAUCUUCUGAAUGCUGUUGCAACAUUCAAACCGCAGACGAUAAUGCACUUCCGUCAUAAGAACGUGUCCUCAGUCUUGGAUGAUCAUGAAGGAAAACGUACACUUAAGAAAAUAGCUAACAAAAAUGGAAUAACAAAAGUACAAAUAACUCAUAAUCUCAAAGGUCAUGGGGGGCUUCGACCUUGGACAAAUGCGGCUGGCUUUCUGACCGAGAAGGCGACCCUAAACAUUUCACGUUUGGACGGUGACACUAUACAGAUAUCAGUAAAGGCCUUUGAUGUGAUGGGGAACAGUGCCACGCAGUCCAUAUUCAUGAAUGUUGACUCAACAUCACCACAUGUGGAGAAACCUACAUUAAACUCGAAUGUUAAAAAUGGGACAUUUCCGUUCUCAAGUGGAGUUCAAUUUCUGGCAUACGAUGGACAAAGUGGGAUAACGAUGUUUAAAUGGAAGAUCAAACCAAACGAUUCGGACGAAAUAUUUCACGAGGGUCAAUCAGAGGGAAACAUAACAGGGAAUCGGCCUUCCAAGCAAGAGGGGGAAUGUAGUUCUGCAGGAGGCUGUUUCUAUUACCUUCACCAGUUUGAGAUAAACAACUGCUGGCUGAUGGUACCCAAAGAUAAACUGGAGACCCAGGUCAUUGAUAUUCACAUUGACGUUUUCAACCUGGCAAUGCUCAAUUCAUCCGUCUCUCUGCAGAUAAACCAUUUGCCUUUAUUUGAUGGUAUAGAGGAAUAUUACGGACCAACGGACCUUAUUGUUUCCGGAACGACGUCUAGCAGUGUAAACUUCCAGUGGCAUCUGGGACCGAGCUGUUACGUCAGAACGGAUAUACUUCUCAUGUACAACGUGUCUGGACAGACACGAGAAAUGCAUGUGCAAAAGGACUCGGAAUACUACACGCUUGGAAAUCUAGAUCCAGAAACUGCGUACACCGCCCAUUUUGUCGUUGAGUACGGGGAUGAGAAAAGUGACCCCGUACAUAUCACAUUUACUACAGGAGAACGUGAAGGCUUAUCAGUUGGAAUAAUUGCUGCAAUUUCUGUAGUAAUCGUGAUCCUCGUUAGCCUACUUAUCGCUGGUAUAGUGCUCUGGAGAACGGGGAGGCUCAGCCGCUACAAGGAGUCCAUCUACGGGCACAUCCAACGGCGGACAAUCAAGCACCGGCGGUCAAACAGCUACUCUGAUUCGAAAAACGUCAAUCAAGUAAAAGAACGGAAGUCAUUCGCGAACCUGGCUUAUUCGGAUGUCGGUGACGACGAUGUAUACUUGUAUGGUCAAAUGGUGUUUAAUGAGGACCAAGCGUGGGAGGUACAUCACGACCAAAUAUCCUUAGUCGAGAAAAUGAACAUAGGACGGUUUGCCGACAUUUUCAAAGCUUCUCAAAACUCCAAAAAGAACAAUAGGAAGAUCCUUGUUGCAAAGGUGCUGAAAGAGUCACAUACAGAGAUAGACGAAAUGGUGAUGACCGCCAAGAUCAACUUCUUUGCGACAAAGAUUGGUUCCCAUCCCAACGUUAUUAAAUUUGCUGGUGCCGUUCUUGACAACAAACCACUCGGUCCUUUCAUGCUGUUGGAGUUGUGUGAGGCAGGUGUGAUGAGGACUUGGCUGCAAAAUCAACGAACAAAGAUAACCGACAGUGUCGUAGAUACCUUGUAUCGUAUGACCUUUGACAUCGCUAGGGGAAUGGACUACCUUGCUUCUAAAAAGAUAAUUCAUCGUCAUCUGGCAGCCAGAAAUAUUCUCCUGACAUCGUCACUUGAAGCAAAGGUAGCAGGAUUUGGACCGACAAAGGAAACUGAGCAACAAGAUGGCGACAAUGGAAAGGGAAAGGUGGCGAUCAAGUGGAUGGCCCCGGAGUGUAUGACUUCCGUGAAGGACGCUACAAUGCCGAGUGAUGUGUGGUCCUAUGGAAUCGUAAUGUGGGAAAUAUUCAGUCUGGGUGAAACACCGUAUCCCGGGAUAAGAAGUAUGGAAGUGGCCACCAAGGUUUCCAAUGGAUACCGUAUGAGCCGUCCUGAAUAUUGUGCAGACAUGCAUUAUGACUUGAUGAAGAAAUGCUGGAACAGAAAACUGUCUUCACGGCCAACGUUCUCCGCCAUUGUUCAAGAGAUCAGCAACACCUUUAGCUCUAGUCCGGACGAUUACUACUAUACCACCUAGUGACCACACUGAUUGAGCGCUGUAACGUCACUAAGUGACCAUUAAGACUGAUACUAAAAUCAAAGCCAGAUCAGAUACCAGGAAAAGGUUCAACGUGAAUCUAUUUCCCUAAAUGUGUGACAUUUUUGUAUUUAGUUAGGUUUUCGUAAUCAAAUGUAUAAUCCGACAAUAAUUAGCACACAAAUACUUGCAAUGUUUGAGCCGAUUUGAAAUGAAAUGUCAGUUACAAAUGUAGGAAAUUGAUUUUGAUAAUUCGUUGAAGACAAUGCAUCUUUAAACAACAAGAAAGCACUCACACAUAGUUGAUCUACUGUUGUUUGUUAAAAUGCAUCAUAAACAAUAAAAGCGUAAUAUUGAACAGUUUUAACUUGCAGAACUAAAGUUUCUUCGAGCAGCAUUGGGUCUCUGUGUACGGCUACCAAAUAUAUGACCGUUCAAGUUAGUCUGAACUCUGUUGCGUUCAUGCAGAUUCCUAAAAGAAGUGAUUAUGGCAUGUGGCCAUUAACAUGUUAGCCAUAGUUCCUCAUCAACGACUCAUCAUAAGCAAUCUGAUUACUUAGCUUUUCGAAGACAGAAUCGUUCAUCAUAGAUUUUCCAACAUAGUCCCCCAAAUUGUUUUGAUGCCAUUUUGACAAUCGACAUGUACUUUUAUAUUUCUUGCCCCUAUCAUGUCUUUGAGAAUUAAUAGCUGAAUAUUAUUAAUGCGUCUGUUCAUUAUUUAGUAGACUCUAACAUGUUCUUUGACCUCGUGUAGUAACUAAGUGAUUUAGUACAAAACCUUUAAUAAAGUCUAUGC